AUGUCGAAUAUUUAUGCUUUAGAACCACAUACAAACGCCAAGGUUAUUUUAUACACAACUGCUGGUGACAUUGAGAUUGAAUUAUGGGGGAAAGAAGCACCAAGAGCAUCACGUAACUUCAUUCAACUCUGUCUUGAAGGUUACUAUGACAACACGAUAUUUCAUCGCAUCGUUCCAGGGUUUUUAGUGCAAGGAGGUGAUCCUACUGGAACAGGACAAGGUGGAGAAUCUAUUUAUGAAGACGGAUUUCCAGACGAAUUUCACUCACGUUUACGAUUCAAUCGACGUGGACUCGUCGGUGUCGCCAACACAGGACAAAACGACAAUGGAUCUCAAUUUUUUAUCACACUCGAUCGAGCUGAUGAAUUGACAAAGAAGCACACUUUAUUUGGCAGAGUGGCGGGUGACACGCUAUUCAACGUGAUGAAGAUGACCGAGCUUGAGCUUGAUCAGAACGACCGGCCACUGUAUCCUCCUCGUAUCAAGAGGACUGAGGUCGUAAUCAAUCCAUUUGAUGAUAUUGUGCCUCGUAUCUCUGAACGUGAACAAAAAUUGGCUAAAGAACUUGAGAGGAAAAGGGCCGCAGAAGCUGCAGAACAGGCAAAAAAGAAGAAGAAGCCUCAAAAGCAGCUAAACUUGUUGUCUUUUGGCGAAGAAGCAGGAGACUUGAUGCCCCCAGAAGAGAAAGAGGCAGAGAAAAAGACAGUAAAAAAGAGCGCGUAUGAUUUUGUGGAGACAGCAGCACCACCUCCAGAAGAAUUACUCCAAGAACUACAAAAACCAGUUAAUAAGGAAAGGCAGAAACAAGAAGAAAAAGAACGACAAAAGGAAGAAGAAGAACGAAAAAGACAGAAAGAGGAGGAAGAGCGAAAGAAGCAAAAGGAGUUGGAAGAAGCAAGACGAAAGAGAAAAGAACUGGAAGAGAAAAAAAAGCAGGAAGAUACAGCAGAGUCAAGGGCAAGCGCUAUUGAAAAGUUAAAGCAAGACAUUCGUAACCUGUCCAAGACAGCGUCUCAAGAGGAAGCAGAACCUGUGGUCAGAAGGGAAAAGAAAAUGUCCUUGGUCGAGCAGGAACGUGAAAAGUAUGCAGGUCAAAAGAGAAAAAGAGCAAAAAAGGGAGAUGACUCGGAUGUUUUCAAUAAACUCAUGGCUUUCCAAAAGAAGCUUUCUUCUGUUAAGGAAGAAACAGUGAUUCCAAAGAAGGAAUUACCGCCCUGUGAGCUUCACGGCAUCCCAGGCUGUGAAUCAUGUCGCGAUAUGACAAAUAUUGAAGACGACGUCACCGAUGAAGGAUGGAUUGCGCACAAACUGGUGUUUGAGAAGGACUUGAAAGGAAAAGACCUGAUGCGGCGAAGAGAGACCGUGGAUGAUUAUGUUGUGAUCGAUCCUAGAAGCAGACAGGCCAAGGCCAUUCAGGAAGAAUAUGAACGAAAGAGAGGCACGAGGACAGGUGAUUCUCAAAAGAGAAACCAUGAUGAGGAUAAAAAAUAUAGAGAAGAGAAAAGAUCAAGAAGUGAUCGAUAUCGUAGAAGCCGUAGUAGAUCAAAAGACAGACAUGAUAGCAGAAGACGAUGA
This is a messenger RNA of Rhizopus microsporus ATCC 52813, 1575 nucleotides long. RefSeq names its product cyclophilin-like protein. Lineage: Eukaryota; Fungi; Mucoromycota; Mucoromycetes; Mucorales; Rhizopodaceae. Gene Ontology annotation, cellular component: catalytic step 2 spliceosome. Gene Ontology annotation, biological process: protein peptidyl-prolyl isomerization; protein folding. The record is from RefSeq and is a predicted model, not a curated record. Bases 1 to 1575 code for a protein of 524 amino acids. The transcript is spliced from 5 exons. Gene Ontology annotation, molecular function: peptidyl-prolyl cis-trans isomerase activity.